This is a messenger RNA of Pseudovirgaria hyperparasitica, 1534 nucleotides long. Its product is annotated as Metallo-dependent phosphatase. Lineage: Eukaryota; Fungi; Ascomycota; Dothideomycetes; Acrospermales; Acrospermaceae. Bases 107 to 1177 code for a protein of 356 amino acids. The record is from RefSeq and is a predicted model, not a curated record. Gene Ontology annotation, molecular function: hydrolase activity. The transcript is spliced from 2 exons.
CUCAUGAUCCCUGCAGCUUUAAUUCCAAUGUCGGCGCCAACAAUGACUCUUAAACAGCGACGUUCUCCAUGAUAUCUUCAAUACCAUCGACAACGUGACCGUCAAAAUGACAUCGUCAACGGUCAAGACUCGCAUCCUCAUUAUUUCCGACACGCAUACUGCUUCGCUCGGCGAUGCCUCUUCCCCAUAUCCCUUCAAAUACCCGCUACCCAGAGCAGAUAUCCUGCUCCACUGCGGCGACUUAACUAUUAGAGGAGAGCUAGAAGAAUACAAGACAACAAUCGACAUGCUCAAUCAGUGCGACGCUGAGCUCAAGCUUGUGAUUGCAGGAAAUCAUGACGUCAGCCUCGACGACAAGUACCGUGGGCCGAAUGGUAUUCGAUACAAGAUGCUUUCUGACGAUAAUAUGCAAUACACCCAUCGAUGGUGGAAUCAUACUGUUGAGUCCGCGAAGGCGAUGUGGACCUGCGAUGAGACCCAAAAGAAAGGCAUACGAUACCUCGACGAAGGUCUGUACCGCUUCAACCUCAGUAACGGCGCAAAUUUCACCAUCUAUGCGUCACCGUACCAGCCUGUCUUUUGUGAUUGGGCUUUCGACUAUCAACGCGGUGAAGACAGGUGGAACCCAGCUGCACUAUCAUCGCCGGGUGCGACAUCGAUCGUGGAGCAUCCGAUUCCAUCGUGGCCAGAGGUUGAUAUCCUAAUGACGCAUGGGCCACCAAGAGGUCAUCGUGAUAUGACUUUCCAGAGGACGCAUGCUGGUUGCCCUCACUUAUUGCGUGCAGCGGCCCGUGCGCGACCAAGGCUGUUUUGUUGUGGACAUAUUCAUGAAGGGUCGGGAGCGGAGCGCAUCACAUGGGAUGUUGAGAAGGUGAAUGCAGAGUUGACGGCCGGGAGUGGACUAGAGGAAGCUACGGAAGAUGCGGAAGACUUUGUUCAGAAGAGUACGCGUGUUGGUGAACGACGUGUUGGCAGCAAGCAGGAUCUGCAGUUUGUUGAUGUUAGCGGCGAGGCCCAGAGAGACGAUCGGAAUGGAGGUCCAUUAAGUAGAGAGAGGGGAGAAGAUACAUUGCUCGUCAAUGCGUCGAUAAUGAACCUGAUGUAUCGUCCUGCUCAGGCUCCAUGGAUUGUGGACUUGGAGCUGCCGAGGAGUGCUCGAGAGGAGCAUGACAGCUGAUGACAGUGCAUGAAAACGCCGGAGAUCGAAAUGAGGCAUGAUAUUUUAACCCAUAUUGUGAUGUACGUCGAUGUUUUUUUCCACGCCAGAACUAGACGCCUGCCCACUCCAAUUCAGAUACAUGGACGCCACAACGGGAGUUUAGGCACUCAAGAGUCGAAAGAUGAAUCACGGGAUAGUAUGGAGGUAUUCCUCCUCCAGAAGGCCAGAAUCUGAAAUGACCUCUUUCCUCGUAUGGCAUAGCACCAUGGGCGCGCUUCGUGUCGAAACGGAGUCUCCGUAGGUCAACAGUUACGUAUCCAUGGUUUCAUGUGGUUCGUUCGGGUCUAUCUGCUUAGUUGCGACAUUGUUGAUUGU